AUGUCGGCGCUGCAGCCCGACGCAUACGCGCUGCUCGAAGAGGCCCUCGCCCGCCCGCCGAAGCGUCCCGCCCGCCCGCACGAGUCGCGCCGCAGCGACAGCUAUCGCCAGUACCUUCCGGCCGCCGUCCCGCUCCAGCUGCAGCACGACGGCUCGCAGUCGGAGGAUGACACGGGCUCGCCCGCCAGUAGCCAGCAGAGCAGCCGGCAGAGCAGCCAGCAGAGCACCCCGCUGGCAUCGCCGGUUAUCGUCCACGGCGCAGACAGCCACGGCCUGCCGCCCACGCCGCCGAGCAUCUCGCGCGACGGCCCCUCGGCCAUGUCGCGCGAGCUGCCGCCCACCCGCAACAGCCUGACCGGCUCCAUCGCCUCGCACCAGUCUGCCCUCGGCGCCCCCGGCGCCCCCGGCGCCCCCGGUGCCCUCAGCACCCCCGUCAACGCGCGCAGCCCGCCCACGCCCGAUCCGAGCCCCCCACGCCCCGCCGCCUCGCACACCCUCUCCGUCGACCGCCCGCCGCUCUUGGCCUACCCGUCGUCGAGGGCCGAGUCCUUCACCACAGCGAGAGAAGACCUGUCGUCGGACCCCAGCAACAGUCGCUCUGCCACGCCCGUCAUCGACCGCCUGCGCACCGUCGAGGAGGACCGCGGCCUGGGCCUGGCCUUUGAGAAGGACGACAGCGAUGCCACGCCCACGGAGAAGCCGCGGCUGCACGACGAUGCGGAUACCGUCGCUGGCGCCGAAGAAGACCAGUACUUUCCUGUCGUGGUCCGACUGCCAGAGCGCGAGUGGAACACGGACCUGAUGAGGAACGUGACAGUCCGACGGAGACGCAACCAGGACUCGCUCUCGUCCCACGCCAGCCCGCCCGCGCCUGUCGACACGGCAGCAUCCAUCGAGAUCUUUGCACAGUCCAUUGGCUGGCCCGCCCAAGUCCACCCCCCGCUUGAAGAGCCCCUCCACGACAGCAAGAGCAAGCGCAUGUCGACGGCGUCCGUAGCCUCGACCAUUGUUGCUGCGGUCGUCAUCGCCACACCUCCACAGCGGCAACGCAAGCUCCGCCAUUCCGCCAAGAACAUGGCUCUGCGGAGAGAGUCGGCGUCUCCCCUCAGCCGUGUGUCAGCUACUCGUCCGGACCGCGAUUCCAUGGCAUCAGAGGACGUGCCAUUGCACAGGCUGGUGCACAAGAAGGUCACUCUUGCCGACAGGAGCAAGCGCUUCAGCACAGACUCGGAGACUCUCGGUGCAUUGAGCUCUGUGGGCACGGCACCUCGCAACGCCUCUCCCUUCUCUGUGCGCAGCAGUCGCACCAUUGACAGCUCGGCAUACACGCUCGCCCAUCAGGAGUCUGUGCGUAGGAUCCUGCAGCCCGCAGCUGAUAUACUCAGCAGAUCAAACUCCCAGAGGCAGCCUGACAGGAGCCCGCGUAUGCGCACAUCCUCGGCGCCCGAGUCUGCGAGAACAGCCGCCGGCCCUGCUAGGACCAGACACAUUGUCGAAUUGUCGCCUCCCCAAAGUCCACAGCGCGCCACCGCUCUGCCCACCCGCUCACCCGUCAUGUCCACCCGCUCACCCGUCAUGCCCACCCGCUCACCCCUGCCGUACUCGUCUCCUGUGUCGGCUGGCGUCAGCCGUCGGCGAGUAGUCUCAGACUCCAGUCGCCCUGGUGACCUUGACAAGCCCCUACCUCGGAACCCGAUGGAACAUGUUCUCGAGUCCGCUCACCAGAGACUCAGCGUGUAUGAUGAGAACCCCAAAGAUGAGGCGCCGCCGCUGGCCCUCCUCGACCGUGUACGUCUGCUCGUCGCCGAGCGUGAGGCUCAAGACGAGGUUGUGCCUACGCCGACAGUUGAUCAGACGCCAGCCUCACCUGGGCGUCAGCAGUCCAUGUCGUCACCCAGCCAGCUGUCACCCAGCCAGUUGUCACCUCCAGUACGUAGAGGGUCGCGGUCGUCGAGAGCGAGAUCCGAGGAGCGUCGCCGAAGCUCCCUCAGCCAGGAUCGUACAUCGCCGCUCCAGGAUCCACAGCUUCGACACAGCUACGAUCGAGGCACCCCUGAAGACUUUUCCCGCCGGAGCUACGAUUGGCAAAGGAGAACGCCCGACGAGCAUCGCCGCAUCAGCUUCGACAGGUCCACAGGGCGGACAGAGGAGCACGCCAACGCCCGACAUCUCUAUUCGCAAUCGACUCCCUUUUCACAAUUCUCCGACACACCUGCCGAGGUCAGCGAGGCCACCGCCGUCAGCAUCUUCCCUCACAAUAACAACUCUCUCGUCGUGGUGCAACAGCCUUCGCGUGUCAAUUCGAUGGUGCCUGAGCACAAGCAGUCGACGGACGAGGCCUACUUUGAUUCGCAGGACGGUGUGCAAUUCCGUCAAGAAGUCAUCCGGACGCCCACACCACCAUUCGUCGAUGCCAUGGAGGGUGCUCAAGAAUCACCGCAAGUGUUCCACACACCUCAGCAACCGACCCUCACGUUCGAGCCGUCGACUCCGCCAAUGCAGAUUGACCUACCCCAACCUGAUGGUGUGGACUCUCCACUGCAGAACCCUCGUUCUGCGCCGGAGCCCCCUAAGAUCAUGUUCAUACCACCGACUCCGGCUGAAGAGCUCGAGCGCACGCUCGAAGUUGGCCCGCCAGGUCCGCCGAAGCGUUCUGACUCGCACCCACAACGUCGCCUCUCGCUAGUCCAGCGUGCGCGUCGCUACUCAGACAACUUCAUCUCGCCGUUCUUGACUCGAGCAUCAAGCAACCGCGGCCGCCACUACAGCGAAUCACACGCACGCUCUCAGUCCUCCCAUCGCAACCCCGAGGUUCCUACUGUCAACGACGAGGACGGAACCCUCCAUCCCUUCUGGCGACCGCGCGGCUUCUGGGACGGCUUCGAAGACAGCGACUCUGACGACGAAGACAACGUCCUCCCAACCGGCGGCGACACAAGCGACAUUGAAGACCCUGGUCCGGAGCCGUACCCACGGCGCCGCAACACCCUGCGCAAGCGACUCACAAACGGCAUCCAAGGCUCCGGCGGCUUCCUAAUCGGCAACUCACUCGGCGUCGAAAGACACGGCACCAACCGCCGCCGCCAUCACGUCACACUACCGACAACAAGCCGGCACGCAUCCUCGCCCCGCAUCCUCAUGGAAUCUUCUCGGUCCCCCCGAUCCUCAAGCAGCGGAAUUCGCAAGCGCGGAUCACAGCCUAGUCUCCGCUCCUCAGCUUCCUUUGAGCAUCCCGGCGCGAAUCGGCGCCAGUCUUGGCGCAAGGGCAGGGCGAUUCCGGGGUUGAAGGGCUACCAAGUGCAAUACAUCGGGGUCAGCGGGAUCAAAGACCGAUUGAAGGAGCGCACGGCGGAGAAGCGGAGAGACAAGAUCCGCAAGAGUAUCGGGAGCAGGUAUUACAUCGAGCCGAAUGAUGUUGGCGGAGGUGGUGCCAUGGGGCCCCACUGA
Messenger RNA from Didymella exigua CBS 183.55, 3447 nucleotides. RefSeq lists its product as uncharacterized. Bases 1 to 3447 code for a protein of 1148 amino acids. NCBI's taxonomy places the organism in Eukaryota, Fungi, Ascomycota, Dothideomycetes, Pleosporales, Didymellaceae. The transcript is spliced from 3 exons. The record is from RefSeq and is a predicted model, not a curated record.